UCAAAGCAGGGCAACGUGCCAGGGAUUUCUGGUAAAGCUGAUCAAUAAAGGCAAAUAUAGAAGAUAAUAAGAGUUACUUAUCGCUCUAGCAACUUACAAAACUUCAGUUGUGCCAAAUAAGACUCUCUGGAAACACUGCUGAGUGAGUACCAGUGCAACUUUAUUAUUAAAAUGGAACAUCACAUAUUUUACCUGCUGGGAGUGAUUACAGUGACUGGUUUCACUGAUGCAUCAUCUAUGAAAGCCAAAAACCUCGCUCUCUAUGGAAAAGCCACACAGUCAUCCUUGGUUGAAAACCCCUAUGCGGCAUUCAGUCACGCCUACAACGCUAUAGACGGAAAUACUGAAUCAAACUACAACCUUGGUUCUUGCACCGCCACCGAGUUCCAACAAAACCCCUGGUGGAGGGUGGACCUUCUGGACGAGUACACAGUGACCUCCAUCACCAUCUAUAACAGAGGAGACUGCUGUCCAGAGAGGAUCAACGGAGCUGAGAUACUCAUCGGAAACUCUUUAGUCAACAAUGGAAACAGCAACACCAGAGUUGGGGUGAUCUCUAGCAUCCCUGGAGGACAAUCUAUGACAUUAACCUUCGAGAAAGGCUUCUCAGGUCGUUAUGUCAACGUGAUCAUCCCAGGAGAUAAGCGGCUCCUGACUCUCUGUGAGGUCGAGGUCUACGGCUAUCCCACUCCAGAUGGAGAGAAUGUAGCGCUGAAAGGAAGAGCUACACAGUCCAGCCUUUAUGAGCGUGGUUUUCCAUCCAACGCCAUUGAUGGAAACCGAGAUGGUGUGUACAAUCAUGGCUCCUGCUCACACACUGAAAAUGAUCUCAGUCCAUGGUGGAGACUGGACCUGCUGAAACAGCACAAAGUGUUUACCAUUAGUGUCGCUUCCAGGCAGGAGGCUACUUCUGUAAGGCUGAAUGGAGCUGAAAUCAGAAUCGGAGACAGUCUGGACAACAACGGCAACAAUAACCCGAGGUGUGGAGUGAUCAACACUGCCAGCGCAGGUCAGAUCUUUACCUUUGACUGUAAAGGGAUGGAGGGCCGGUACAUCAACAUUGUGAUUCCAGGAAGGAGCGAGUUCCUCACUCUGUGUGAGGUGGAGGUGUACGGAGCUCCUCUGAUCUGAAGAACCUCUCGGCCUUCAUGAUUACAGUGUGAUGAUCAGUUUUAUUUCAUGUAUUGGGGCUGUGCUUGAAGGGGUCACUGGAAUGUGUAAUAAAAACUGUCAUGGGCUAAAUUUAUAGAGCUAAAAAACACGAAAUGUUUAUCUCUUAAAGGACGCCAAUGUGCAUAUCUGAGGGUACAGGAUCGGCCACACUGACCAUUUCCCACAGCAUUUAAAAAUGAAACUAUAUUUGGAUCUUUGAGUAUAUUUUCAUUAGGCUUGGUCUUGGUCAGCGUAUUUUAGGUUAUGUUGAUUACUGUGGUGAUCUUGGUAGUUGGGUUCAGUUACAGUUAUUACUCCAUGCUGGUCUCGGAAUUCAAGUCAGUUCCCCCAAAUGUGAGGCUGUCUUGAUCAUCAUGGUCUUUAUCUGACUUGAUGUUACUUUACUACAUGGUCUGUUAUAAAUCUAAUGAUUUCUCACUGGUUAACCUGGCACAGCUGUGUUUUUAUUCAAGGGUUAUUAUUAAAAGGUGGCCUUUCACUGCUGAUUAUUUAGUUUUCUAUUCCUCGUAAUUACAUUGUAUCGUGAUUUGGUUGAUCACUAUUUCUCUAUUGGGUAAAUAAUACAUUUUGUCAGCUCUGCA
Messenger RNA from Colossoma macropomum (tambaqui), 1754 nucleotides. Its product is annotated as fucolectin-2-like. The coding region runs from base 172 to 1131 and encodes 319 amino acids. The record is from RefSeq and is a predicted model, not a curated record. The transcript is spliced from 6 exons. Lineage: Eukaryota; Metazoa; Chordata; Actinopteri; Characiformes; Serrasalmidae.